This is a messenger RNA of Eublepharis macularius, 1809 nucleotides long. It is a transcript of the gene CHRND, whose product is annotated as cholinergic receptor nicotinic delta subunit. NCBI's taxonomy places the organism in Eukaryota, Metazoa, Chordata, Lepidosauria, Squamata, Eublepharidae. The transcript has 12 exons. Gene Ontology annotation, molecular function: acetylcholine-gated monoatomic cation-selective channel activity; transmembrane signaling receptor activity. The record is from RefSeq and is a predicted model, not a curated record. Gene Ontology annotation, cellular component: synapse; neuron projection; postsynaptic membrane. Gene Ontology annotation, biological process: regulation of membrane potential; signal transduction; nervous system process. Bases 31 to 1596 code for a protein of 521 amino acids.
GGGCACGGCUCGGGCGACACGGGUGCCAGCAUGGACAGGCCGACACUGUUACUCGCUUUGUUCUGGGCCUUUGCCCUCCCAGGCAACCUGGCUGUGAACAUGGAGGAGCGCCUCAUCAAACACCUCUUUGAGGAUCGAGGCUACAAGAAGGAACUGCGGCCGGUGGCUUCCAAGGAUGAGAGCGUCACCGUCUAUCUGGCGCUGACCCUCUCCAACCUCGUGUCGCUGAAAGAAGCAGAUGAAACACUCACCACCAAUGUAUGGAUUGAACACGAAUGGAAUGACUACAGGCUGCAGUGGAACAAGACAGAAUAUGGUGGUAUUAAUCUCCUCCGCCUCCCGGCAGACAAAAUAUGGCUGCCUAAAAUUGUCCUGGAGAACAACAAUGACGGUCAAUUCCAGAUCACCUACAGCUGCAACAUCCUGCUGAACUAUACUGGCAAAGUGUACUGGCUCCCCCCUGCCAUCUUCCGCAGCCCCUGCCCCAUCAACGUCAACUUUUUCCCCUUCGACUGGCAGAAUUGCACCUUGAAGUUCAGUUCACUGAUGUACAACGCCAAAGAGAUCACAAUGGAGCUCAUGAAAAAAGAAGACGAAAAGACAAACAAAAUUUUUGUGGUAGAAUGGAUCAUCCUUGACCCUGAAGGCUUCACUGAGAACGGAGAAUGGGAGAUUAUACAUCGGCCUGCCCGCAAAAAUGUUUACCCGAACUUCCCACUGGAAAGCAACAAGCACCAAGACAUCACUUUCUACCUCAUCAUCAAGCGCAAGCCCCUCUUCUACAUCAUCAACAUCAUCACGCCCUGCAUCCUCAUCGCCUUUAUGACCAUCCUGGUCUUCUACCUGCCGGCAGACAGUGGAGAGAAGGUCACCCUGGCCAUCUCUGUGCUGCUGGCUCAGUCCGUCUUCCUGCUGCUGAUCUCUCAGCGUCUGCCGGCUACCUCCCUCGCCAUCCCUCUCAUUGGCAAGUACCUCCUUUUUGUCAUGUUGCUUGUGACUGCGGCUGUGGUGGCAGCUGUCGUGGAGCUCAACAUCCACUUCCGGACCCCCAGCACCCACAUCCUUUCAGACUGGACCAAAGAGCUGUUCCUCGAGACCCUGCCACGCCUCUUGCGCAUGUCCCGGCCAGCCGAGAGUGAACCAGAACCAAAGGAGGGGCUGCAGAUCCGGCGUAGCAGCUCCGUAGGCUACAUCAUCAAGGCCGAGGAAUACUUCACCGUCAAGUCCCGCAGCGAGCUGAUGUUCGAGAAGCAGUCCGAGAGGCACGGAUUGACCAGCCGGGUCACCCCUGCAAGGCCAGACCCUCACGGUGUGGGUAGCGAACAGGAAAAGCUGUACAACGAGAUCAAGCCAGCAAUUGCCGGGGCCAAUUUCAUUGUGAAGCACACACGAGACAAGAACGACUACAAUGAGGAGAAGGACAGCUGGAACCGUAUCGCUCGCACGGUGGACCGCCUCUGUCUCUUCUUGAUCAUACCCGUCCUCAGCCUGGGCACCUUAUGGAUCUUCUUAAUGGGGUCUUACAACCACCCUCCACCCUUGCCCUUUGAGGGGGAACCAUUCGACUUCCGCGAAGAACACAAACACUUUGUCUAGAGCCAGGCUCCCUUGCUUCCCGUCAGGAGGGCCGGGGCACUCAGUCCUCAACAUCCAUUCGCUUCCUCACCUGAGGAUGGGGCUGGAGGGGGGGGGGCUGACACUGGCUCUUGUUUCCUCCAGCGACCUCCUCUGAUACCGUGUGCUGUACUUCUAAAUUAUUUCUAUGUUUCCGUCUUAUUCCAUGUGAUGUAAUAAACAUUCUUUCCCAGA